UCUGUGGUCAAUUCGACAAUUUUGAUUUUCGCAGCAUUUCGCAGUUUCUCCGUCACUAAAAAAAUCUUUGUUUUUUUCUUUUCGUACGCCCGAUAUUUAAGUUCACAUAUUAUAUUAAUUUGUGGUAAUUUGUUUAAAUUGUUGGUUGAACUUGUAUAAUUUCCUUUAAAAAGUUUACGUGUUAAAUUGAAUUGUGUUAAUUUGUGCUAAGCGAGAGCCCCAUCUUUGCUCAAAGAAAGUUUGUGAACUAUAGUGAUUUAUAUAAUAGUAUACGCACUUUUUUGAAAUAUAUGCAAAAAUAUCGUCAGUUGACUUGAGUCGAUAUCGUGUCUUUCAUUUUAAUAACAUAAAGGUGCGCGUCGCACGUCGCUGCCUACAGAUACGCACGCUGACAUCGCAUAUACGGCGACUACACUCAUCGAACGUAUUGAAGAGGUGGACAGCGGCGGCGGUGGCUCGACCGAAGUGAUGGUGUACUCUCUCGGCUGGGGCAUGGGCGAGCCGGAGCGGCGAGGCGUGGAGCGCAAACGCACUCAGCCGCCCGCCGCGCACACGCUCUCGCCAGACGACGGCCACGAGGUGGACGUUUUGCCGCUGCACAAUCAAGUGGGCGGUCACACAAGACUGUUAGUAUUAAACGAUAGCACCGUGAUCAAGCCGCUCAACAUCAGGGAGCUGCAUUUCUACCAGAACAUUCCUGAAGACAUCCAGAGCUUCGUACCCAGAUACAAAGGCGUGAUGCAGGCUUCUCACACGGGUGGCACGAAAUUGGAAAAGCGGUACUCGCCAUGUUUCCGCGACGAGAACGGGCGCAAGCAGUCGCUGGGCGGCAAGCGCAAGCGCGACGACGUGUUCAAAUUUAAAGUACACCGUAACGGCAAUGCGAGCGAAGUGCUAAAGAGCAUUGCGCAUAUGGACAAUUCUAAUAAGCAAUAUUUCCUCAUGAUGGAGAACAUCACGUCCUCGUACCGGCGGCCGUGCGUGCUCGACCUCAAGAUGGGCACGCGGCAGCACGGCGACGACGCGAGCGCUGAGAAGCGAACCAAGCAGAUCGCCAAGUGCGCUGCCAGUACGUCGGCCACGCUCGGCGUGCGACUCUGCGGCAUGCAGGUGUACGUGCCGGAGACGGGCGCGUGCCUGCGGCGCGACAAGUACUGGGGCCGCGGGCUGACGGAGGGCGGGCUGCGCGACGCGCUGCGCGACUUCUUCGCGGGCGGCGGCGGCCUGCGCGCGCGCGUCGUGCGCCGCGUGCUGCGCGACCUCGACCUGCUGCGCCGCGCCAUCGCCAAGCAGACCUCCUACAGGUUCUACUCGUGCUCUCUAUUAAUAGUAUACGAAGGUGAUGUUAAUUUCCAUCCGGAAGACUCGGGCGUAUCCACCUCCGAGUACGAGGGCGACGCGUCGAGCAGCUCGGCGGAGCUGGGCCCGUCCCCCGGGCACUUCGACAUGUCGACGCUGAACGACGAGAUGCCCAACUCGGAGCGCAAGCGCUCGCCGUUCCGGCCGCACAGCGAGGAGACGAUGGGCGGGUACGAGGAGGGCGAGGCGCCGGGCUCGCCGCGCGCGCAGCCGCCCAGCCCCGACUCGGCCGACAGCUGGAUGGCGUACUCGUCGGCCAGCAGCGAGUCGUGGCGCGGCGAGGGCGAGGCGGGCGCGCGCGAGGCGGACGGCAAGCGGCCCCGCACGCGGCCCUGGGCCGAGCCGCCGCCCGACGAGCGCGUCGACAUCCGCAUGAUCGACUUCGCGCACACGGCGUACGCGGGCGCCGCGGCCGAGUCGCCGCUGGCCACGGCCACGCCGCACGACGGGCCCGACUGCGGCUUCCUCACGGGCGUCGACUCGCUCAAGCGGCUGCUCACCGAGAUCCUGCUGCCGCCGCCCUACAGUUAAUGAUAGUGAGUUGCGAGUGGGUCGCUGCGCCGAGCGACGGGACGUUCUCAGGGUAAUUUCGUUUCGAUAUCUCACCGUCGUCCACGGACGGAAGCAGCGGUCGUGGCACUUAGUGAAUGUUGGCGGUACGAAUCCAUUAUUUAAACGUUAAAAUGAACGGGACCCAGUAGGUAUUCGGAUUUGUUUAAGUAUUAUCGUAUAAGUUAUUCCAGAUUGACGCGCUUUUUGUAUUCCUUCGAUUUCUCUUUACGUGCAUUGUUCUAGUGUUGAAUUGGUUUUUAAUUAAAACGAGUAGACAUUCCCCGAUGAGAUCAGGCUGUGUAUGUCGUUAACGAAAAUUGACAUUAAUGUAAAUUGACGUAUAUGUAAGCUUUUUCUUUAUCAUUUUCGCAUUUAGAAUCCCACUUUUAGUUCGCUUUGUAAAUAUGACAUUGACGUAAUUUAUGUGUAAUCCCGGACUACAGUUAUGAAAUCCCAGUCACCCAAGCCAAAGCUAUUUGUAAUAUUGUACCGAAUGAUUGUGAAUAGUUACAAGUUUUCUAUGAUUUUGUGCAAUUGAGUAUGUACAUAACUGAAUAUAAAAAUAUUGCAUGUUUUAUAAAUAUGUCUAAAAUAAAAUAAAUAUAUGUAACUGUAUGAUACUUUGUAAUUUAGCGUGUAAUUGGUUUCCUUGAUGUUUAAUGGAGGAAUGUUAGAAAAAUAAUUUGGCAUUCAAACAGUAUUAUUACGUGGUCGUAGUGCCAGGAGUAGGAAAUAUAUUCAGUUUCAGUGUUGAUAUUGGCGAGCAGGUGCUAGUAUCGUAAUAUUUACACUGCCAAUGUGAAUGAACAUGGUUGUGUUGAACAACCUAGCGAUCGUAUGAUUUGCGCUAGAUUGAUUGAUAUAUGGAUCAGAAUAACCGACUAUUUCACUUUGCGCACGAAAUAUAUUUGUUUGACUACAUGCGAUAGCCAACAUUCCUUCGUGCGGCGUUCGUCUUUUAUUUGUUCUUUUUAUAGUGGGAUAAAUUUAUAAAGUACCUGGUUUAAUUAGGAUGCUAGGCUGUAUCAAAUUAUCAUUUAUCUUUACGUCUGUUAUUUUAAAUAACUGUAUGACACUAUUUUGUUAAUAAAUUUUAGGUAUUGAA
Messenger RNA from Colias croceus (clouded yellow), 3016 nucleotides. RefSeq names its product inositol hexakisphosphate kinase 1 (gene Ip6k). Gene Ontology annotation, molecular function: inositol hexakisphosphate kinase activity. The record is from RefSeq and is a predicted model, not a curated record. Gene Ontology annotation, cellular component: cytoplasm; nucleus. Bases 469 to 1890 code for a protein of 473 amino acids. The transcript has 10 exons. Gene Ontology annotation, biological process: phosphatidylinositol phosphate biosynthetic process; inositol phosphate biosynthetic process. NCBI's taxonomy places the organism in Eukaryota, Metazoa, Arthropoda, Insecta, Lepidoptera, Pieridae.